Molecule: messenger RNA, 1842 nt
Organism: Trematosphaeria pertusa
Lineage: Eukaryota; Fungi; Ascomycota; Dothideomycetes; Pleosporales; Trematosphaeriaceae
Product: HET-domain-containing protein
Exons: 2
Coding region: 1-1842 (613 amino acids)
Source: RefSeq, a predicted model, not a curated record
AUGGAAGCUCUCACCAAGUCUGAACCGGAUGAAAUAUCGAUCCUGUUUCAUGCCGCACUCAAGCAGCAGAAACUUGAUGUUGACCGCGGGGUCAAAAUAAGUCUUGACUAUACAAGGGCUUCGACAGGAAUGGUAUAUAUCCGAGGUAUCGGAAAGCUGGCCAGCUUGGGGAGAGAAAUAGAUGCGGUAUUGGGGCGAUUGAGGGCUUUCACAGGAGCCGCAUGCAGGUCUUACUUCAUUAUUCGUUCGUUGGAUUCUGACAGCGUUGCAGCGAUCGACGGCAUACCCAGCGGACGCAAGAUAGCUCAAUCGCCUGAUACUGGCUCACUUGUUACCCUGAUACGACGAUGGAUGGAAGAAUGUCGAACCGCACAUGAUGUAUGCAACCCACUACGUGGGGACCAUGGGCAUCAUCCUGAACCGGAGCUCCCAACGCGAGUACUAGAUGUUACGGAGGCUCAGUCUUCAGGAACCGUGCGGCUCUGGGAAACAAACAAAGCACGUCACCACUAUAUUGCACUAAGUCAUCGAUGGGGCGGAAGUACUCCAAUCAAAACACUACAGGACAACUACAACCAGCGGCUAGACGGCUUCUCUUUCAGUCAACUCCCUCAAACCUUCCAGGAUGCAUGUACCGUUGCCUGCAAACUCGGCAUUCGUUAUGUUUGGAUAGAUUCACUCUGUAUCAUUCAAGACUCGACUGAGGAUUGGCGCCGGGAGGCGGCGAGAAUGGGAGAUGUGUACAAGAACGCCACUCUCACAUUCGCAGCCACCGCAGCACAAAACAGCGACGCCGGGUUCUUGAGAUCUAGGCAUCUCGCUGGGCACGCUCAAAUUCCCGUCAACAGUCAUCAAGACGGUAUGACUGGCGACCUCGUCUAUCUUGACCUUGGAACCUACCGAAACCUAAGAGAUGACGUCGACAACCGUGAGCUCAAUCAUCGAGGCUGGGUUCUACAAGAGCGAGUGCUUGCCCCACGCACGCUACAUUUCUCCCACACGCAGGUCUACUGGGAAUGUUGGACGCACCAGCUCCGCGAAGACGGACAGCAACCUCGUCGGCAGAAGCCCAAAAGUCAGACGUUUCCUACCCUACUUUCGCCGUCUUCGACAUCUAAAUCUACGCUUUCGGAGACACCAAAGCAGUGGUUCCAACUACUAGAAGCAUACACCGCCUCCGAGCUCACCUUCCAGUCUGAUAAGCUGGUCGCUAUUGGCGGCCUUGUGCAGAGACUCGGCUCUCAGACCGGGCAGAAAUUCAUCAGAGGACUCUGGGGAGACUCCUUCUAUGAAGGCUUACUGUGGGUCAGGUCCACUCCGCAAAGCCUGGAACGCAUUCCCGAAGCCGAAGCUCCAUCUUGGAGUUGGGCGAGUUGGAACGGCGCAGUAGGACAUGUCACGCUAAACACGAAGUAUGCGAACUAUAAGGGAGUGAGGUAUGAGGACGAUGAUGGGGGCUUGCGCUUGAGAGGAAAUAUAUACGCGCUUGAUCCCAGCCGCAGCAUCGUCGUGGAACGCUCUACCAUUCGACCACCGGAAUUACUAAGGUGCUCAUCGAUGGUAGACGAAGUCAAGAUCGACGGGGCAUACGAAGGCUGGACUGUGCUGGAUCAAGGCGAGGACUUCAAUAUGAACGAGACGUUCUGGGUCAUCUGCGCGCUGUUCGAAAACUUAUCUGCAAAUGGCCAAUCAGCCUUAGAGCACGACCUAGAGAAGAAGCAACGUCGAAUAUGCCUCCUCGUACGGAAAGUUGGGGUGAAGGCGUAUGAGAGAGUUGGCGUUGGUCAUAUUCACGGCCAUAAUCGGUUACUAUUGCGGCAUGAAGACGCUGUGAUCAAAUAG